Messenger RNA from Cylicocyclus nassatus, 939 nucleotides. The record is from the annotation of a GenBank genome assembly. NCBI's taxonomy places the organism in Eukaryota, Metazoa, Nematoda, Chromadorea, Rhabditida, Strongylidae.
AUGCAGACUGCUAACAUUGAUGCUGAGGUGUCUGGUUUGAACUGUGGACAGAGAAUAGUAAAUCUGCAAAUGCUCUACUUGUUUAUCUUCGUAACAUGGUUCUUGAGAGGAGAUGCUGCAGAGACCACAACGUUAAUUCCCACCGAUUUUGAAGAAGACCCUGAAGUUUGCCAAGUAUGGAACAUGACAGAGGAAGCUGCUUGCGAGUAUGUAAAACAAAAUAAAGACGUAUGUGAAGGAGGUGGCUAUUUGCAGUGGUCUCAAUACGUCGAAUGCGAAUUUGUUACCGGCAAAAAGAUUGGAACAAUCAUAGCGGGAGUUGUGUGGUUGCUCGUACUAUUUGCUAUAAUGUCCGCCACUGCCGAUGAUUUCUUUUCACCAAAUAUUGCAGCGAUCGUAGCACACCUGAAAAUCAGCGAAAGCAUAGCAGGUGUGACGUUCAUGGCAUUUGGUAAUGGAGCUCCGGACAUAUUCGGUUCCAUUGCUUCAGUUCUCAACAGUCCAAAGCCUAAAGCGGGAAUCGCUUUGGGACAACUUCUCGGAGCUGGCAUAUUUGACACAUCUGUGGUCACUGCCGCAAUUAUACUCAUCAUGCCGUUCAAAGCUGAUGUACUUUCGACCAUUCGUAACCUGAUAUUCUUUCUCAUAGCAGCUUGCAUGACGCUUGUUUUUCUAUUCAGCACAAAGGUCUAUAUCUGGGAACCAGCUGGUUAUUUGGCUCUUUAUGUUGUAUAUAUUCUUACUGUGAUACUUGGACACUAUUUGCACAAGCGCAGAAGAAUGAAGUUAACAAUAAAUAACAUCAAAUCCAAGCAGAGCAUCGCGACCUAUGGAAGCGUGGAUACAGUUAUCCCCAAUAUACAAACCACAGCAGACGCAGUGGAAAGAUUUAAGCGACUGGGUAAGCAACCAUCGAACAUCUUCAUUACUCUGAUAUAG